AAGCUUGAGCCUCAUUCUGACAAAAUGGACAUGGCUUCGGGAUACGACGGUCACAUUUCUAAACGACAAAGAACUGAAGAUGGAAGAGGAGAAAGGGAGGAUCCUCACAAACCAAGCCCAUCUCCUGUAGUCCAUGUAAGGAACCUUUCAGAAGCCACUGUGGAGACGGACCUCAUCCACGCUGUUCAGCACUUUGGCACAGUCAGCUAUGUGAUCAUGAUGCCUAAGAAGAGACAAGCUUUGAUUGAGUUUGAUGACAUUGAGAGUGCAACAAGCUGUGUCACCUAUGCAGCAAACAACGCUAUCUAUGUACGGUCCCAGGUGGCCUUGUUCAACUUCUCCACCAGCCAGCGUAUCCAGAGACCAGGUGGGCCUGAUGACAAUAGGAUUGGAAAUCAUAUCCUACUGUUUACUAUCCUGAGACCAGAGUACCCUAUGACAGUGGAUGUGAUGCACACCAUCUGCAGUCCCUACGGAGAAGUCCAGAGGAUUGUCAUCUUUAAGAAGCAUGGUGUACAGGCUAUGGUUGAAUUUGAAAAUACUCCCUGUGCUAAGAGGGCAAAGGAAGCAUUAAAUGGAGCGGACGUCUACUCUGGCUGCUGUACUCUGAAGAUUGAAUUUGCCAAGCCUACCAAACUGAAUGUUGUGAGGAAUGACCCUGAGUAUAGCUGGGACUACACCAAUCCUAACCUAGGAAAGGACAUGAACCAGCCUCCACAGAGGAAUGCCCCACUACUGCAGAACCCACGUUACAGCAGUGGCCCUACUCCUUUUACAGGAGGAUCAGACCCUCAUGGCAUGGGUCCAAGUGGAGGCUACGGUACGUAUGGGGGAUAUGACGCCAACGACGAGGAUUGCCGGCGUGACCAUGGACACGGCCAUGCCCACCAGAGUAUGAGUUCAGGCGGCAGCUAUGGGAUGUAUGACCAUGGAGACGCAUAUGGGGGAUACGGGGCCCAUGGCGGUCCCUCAAGGCAACACUAUGGCCAUGAGAUGCAGGAGAGAUUUGCACCUAAACCAGUUAGUAUAAUGCCAGCACAGGAGCCAAGGGGGUAUGGGCGUGGCCCUCCUCACAGCCAGGGGGGCUACCAGGACCAAGGUAUGAUGAACCCAGGUGGACCAGGCCAAGGAGGUUCCAGCCAGGGUGCUGUCCUGAUGGUGUAUGGCCUAAACAUGGAAAAGGUCAACAGUGACAAGCUGUUCAAUCUUUUCUGUCUCUAUGGCAAUGUUGUCAGGAUCAAGUUCUUAAAGAGUAAGGAGGGUGCAGCUAUGGUACAGCUGGGAGAUAGCAUGGCUGUAGACCGUGCUCUACAGAAUCUGAACAACACUUUCUUCUUUGGCAGCAAGAUGCAGCUUGGACCAUCCAAGCAGGCGUUUCUUCAGGAUGUGCCGAACCCCCACGACCUUGCUGAUGGUAGCUGUUCAUUUAAAGAUUACAUGGGCAAUCGCAACAACAGAUUUACCAACCCAGAGUCUGCCAGUAAAAAUCGUAUUCAGACAGCUUCCAAAAUCCUGCAUUACUUCAACGCACCUCCAAACAUUACUAAUGAAGAUAUUGAACAGAUAUUUGAAAAUGCUGGUGCUCCCAAACCUCCCAAGAUCAAACAGUUCCCAACAAAAUCUGAUAGAAGUUCUACUGGCCUGGUGGAGUUUGAAUCCAAGGCGGAAGCUACAGAGGCUCUGGUCCUGACUAACCACACCAGCGUACCCAACCCAUCUGGCAAGAAUCCCUACGUUUUCAAGUUGUGUUUCUCUGCUACACCAAUCCAGUUUUCAUAGUUACCUUUGCUAGAUA
Mizuhopecten yessoensis (Yesso scallop) is the source of this 1795-nucleotide messenger RNA. RefSeq names its product heterogeneous nuclear ribonucleoprotein L-like. Gene Ontology annotation, molecular function: mRNA binding. The transcript has 19 exons. The record is from RefSeq and is a predicted model, not a curated record. Gene Ontology annotation, cellular component: nucleus. NCBI's taxonomy places the organism in Eukaryota, Metazoa, Mollusca, Bivalvia, Pectinida, Pectinidae. Gene Ontology annotation, biological process: mRNA processing; regulation of RNA splicing. The coding region runs from base 25 to 1779 and encodes 584 amino acids.